Molecule: messenger RNA, 6177 nt
Organism: Megachile rotundata (alfalfa leafcutting bee)
Lineage: Eukaryota; Metazoa; Arthropoda; Insecta; Hymenoptera; Megachilidae
Gene: SF2
Product: splicing factor 2
Cellular component (GO): nucleus; cytoplasm
Molecular function (GO): mRNA binding
Source: RefSeq, a predicted model, not a curated record
AUACGAUAUAUAUAAUUGGUUAUCGACUACACAAAAAUAUUUGAUAGUCAUCCACAUUUGCUUAAGUCUUCAUGUUGUUCUGCGCGUUUCAUGAUUAUGCUCCCCCUCGGCCGGUACCACCAUCUUGUUUGUUUCAUCAAUAAAGUGAGUGUAAAAUUUGGAGACGAUUAAGAUUGUUUCAAAGUAUUUUUUGUGUCCUAUAUACAGUAAAUAUUAACAAAAAUUGUGAAUUAUGUCUCACGGUGGUAGAAAUGAAUGUAGAAUUUAUGUGGGUAAUUUACCACCUGAUAUAAGAACAAAAGAUAUCCAAGAUCUUUUCUAUAAAUUCGGUAAAGUUAUCUUUGUUGAUUUAAAAAAUCGGAGGGGGCCACCAUUCGCUUUUGUCGAAUUUGACGAUCCAAGGGAUGCAGAAGAUGCAGUGCAUGCAAGGGACGGAUAUGACUAUGAUGGUUAUAGAUUACGGGUUGAGUUUCCAAGAGGUGGUGGUCCCAGUAAUAAUUUUCGCGGUGGUCGUGGAGCUGGUGAUAGUGGAAGAGGUGGUCGGGGUGAAAUGAGUAAUUCUAGAGGACGUGGACCACCUGCAAGAAGAUCUCAGUAUAGAGUUCUUGUUACUGGUUUACCUCCUUCUGGUAGUUGGCAAGAUUUAAAGGAUCAUAUGCGUGAGGCUGGUGAUGUAUGCUUUGCUGAUGUUUAUAAAGAUGGCACUGGAGUUGUUGAAUUCUUACGAUAUGAAGAUAUGAAGUAUGCAGUAAAGAAGUUGGAUGACUCAAGAUUUAGGUCUCAUGAGGGAGAAGUAGCCUAUAUUCGGGUGAAAGAAGAUCACAGCAGUGGCGAUAGAGGACGCAGUGAAGAUAGAGAGAGAGGUCGAAGUCAUUCACGAAGCUAUAGUCCACGACGUCGUGGGUCGCCUACCUAUUCACCAUUGCGACGUAAUUACUCGCGAUCAAGAUCUCGUUCCAGAUCUCGUUCAUACGACUAGUGUGUACGUAUAUGUUUCACAUGGUAAUAUAAGUAAAGGCUUAUCAAUAUUUGCUUUACCAUGUUUCAUUAUUACUGAUUUGAAUUUCACUUAAAGACACCUUCCAAUCCAAACCAAUUUUGUACAAAUUAUAAAAUUAUUACUUUCCAUGUUGCUUGAAUUUAAUAAUUGUAUUGUAUCUAAUGUAUAGUUAGAGCACGGUUCAUUUUACGUAUACCGAAAGUAGUUUUCAAAUAUUUUGUCAUUUUCCAUUUAAGUAUCUUCAAAUAAUGUCCAGUAUGGAUUAAUUAGAAUGUAUCAUUAUUUUAUAAAUACUGUUUUAAAAUUAACUAUUCGAUUGAAUAUAAAACAGUAGAUUCAGUUUUUAACAGUGAACACUGGCUAUAAAGUUUUAAUCUCUUUUUGUUGUCUUAAUAAAGAGGAAUCGUGCUCGUAUUAACUGCAUAUUAUCGUUGAAGAUAUAUUGAUUAGAAUUAUUUUUAUGUUUAAAAACUACAUUCCUUUAUAUUUUGCAGUUUGUUUUGACACUACAAAUACAUUUAAAGUGUGUAACAAUUUUGAAGUAUUACAAAUGAGAAUCUAAAAAGAAGUGACUAAUAAUUAUUUCAGCGAUAUAAUUAAUGUUUGCAUUAAGUAAAUAGCGUUUCUUGUAUAGUUACUAAUAUCGUUAACGUGCACUGUGAAUGUUCUCAUUUCAGAAAUUAUGUGAUCAUUCUCAUUGCAUCGUAAAAUAUAUACUACAAUUAGUAACUAUACUGCAGUGCUUAAUUUGAUGUGAACACCGUUUUUAUUGUCUUUUUAGAUUGAUGUGUUCACAUUUGAAGUGAUGAGAACAGCACAUUUUAAAGCAUAUUUAACAUGCAAAAUCUUUUUAAGCUUUUAAUGCUAAAUGCUUGCAAUAUAAAUUCAUAAAGCUAACAUCUUGUUUACCUAUAACAGCUCAAAGUUAUUUUGCAUACAUAAAAUGAAGCCAGAAAUGCCAUAAUGAAGUAAAUAUACAUUUCUACUUUGCAUAUAUAAUAUUCAAGAUAUAGUCUAUAUAUCAUAAAACAAAUAUACUAUAAUAAAUGUUUGAUCAGAAUGUAUGUUUUAUGCAUGCAUAUUAUUAUUUUAAAAAUUUGAAUUUUAAAAUAUUAAUACAAUGAAUUACAUAAAGUAUCAUGAACAUUAUGGCAUGUUUAAAUUAUUUUCCUUUGUGCAAGUAAUUAUUAAUUCUAACAAAAUCUCGCGUUCAAAUAAAUACCUCAAGGUUGUUUACACGGCUCAUCGUCGUUUAAGUUUUUACACAACUUUAAGUACUUUUAUUUUGGCUACAUAGUGAUGACAAUACAAAAUACUAUAUAUGUUAAAAAUAUAACACUUAAUAACUGGACAAUGUAAAACAUCGAUAGCCAUCAAUUGAUGGUACAUAUGUGGCAUAGAAUUUGUUAAAUGUAGGUGAAACGUUUAUUUUUACUAAAAGAUUGAUAUUCGUACAAACAGUUUAUUUUGAACAAAAAAUUAGUACAGUAUUUAUUUCUUACGUACCAAUAUAAUAUUGAUUUGAUUGAGUAAUAGCUUAAAGUACAUUUUAUAUAUUUGAGUGUUCUUUAACGAUGAUUAUUGGGCCAUCUGUUUGAUUUAAUGAAAAAUUGUAUAUUAUAUAUAUUACUUUUAAACAGAAAAAUGUUUAUCUCAUAUUAAAAUUAUUAUUAGCAUUAUAGUAACAAGUUUGUUACAAUUAUUUGGAUAUCUGUAGAAUGUGCAUAUGAAGUAAAUUUUAUAUAUAGCUAUACACAACUUAUUAUUUUGAGAAAUGUGUUUUUAUUAACUAAAUCAGUCAAAGACAAAUUUAUAUUUUGCCACGCAUUUCUCGUUUAAUGUUUUCCUUUAGAAAAUGUGUACACGAAUUUCUUAGAUUUUGUAGAAUUUGUUCAAAAACACAUUUUCUUAAAUUCUCUAUUAUACGUUAAAUAUGUUGAAGGAAAACAAUGAUUUCAUGUAUUCUUGAGAACAUUAUUAUUGCAAAUAAAUCCUGUGAUUUGUAUUUUGUUUCAUAUUAUUCAUGCGUAUUCAGUGAUACAAAGGAAGGUUCUAAAUUUAAAUGAAGCAGAUACAGAGUCCUUUUUUUACAUAGUAUUUGCUCAAUAUUUAAUACGUAAUAAUAUAUUUGAAUGAUAUGAGUCACAAGGAUUAUAUUUGCAGUGAUAAAUUUUAUAUAUAAUAAUAUUAAUGCAUAUUGUGUAAGGGACUAAUGUAUUUUUUCUUCUUUUGUAUAUUGGAUUGGAUUGUAACACAAUGAAUGAAAAACUGAAAUCGACACGAUCUUACUUCUUGGAUGGAUAUAAUACACAUUCACUUGACGGUGGGAUGAGAUGGAAUGCGUUUUGGAUGGAUUUAUGUAUGGAGCAUAUAUUAUAAAAGGAUUAAGACGUAAAUGAGAAUGAAAAAAUAAUAAGACAGUAAGGAUACUUUCAAGAGGAAAUUCAGGAUCAGGAAUUCAGGAAAGGAAUUGGAUGAAAGAAACGAUCCGUUUCAUUCAAGGAUUCUCAAUUAGCUCUGGAUUUUCAUCAGAAAACGUUGGCAAAUCCAUUACAAGGAUUCAAAACAAUUGUUCAUAUUUUUCUGUUUCAAAUCAUAAUCCAAAAUAUUUAAUCGUGAUAAAGCCAGUGCUUUUGACAAACUAAAGAAAAAAAACAGUAACGAAAACGCAGAAUGAACAACUUCGACAUGUCACGUGAUUACACAGAUUUCUUAAAUCAUUCGAGUGUUUCGGAUAGAUUGCAUUCACGCGAUUGAAACCUUAACACAGUGACUUUCGUUUUUUUUUCUCUUACGUUCUGUACACAAAAAAAAACUAGUAAUGGAAUGUCAACUUUGUACGUUUUACUUUAUGAAAGUAUUUGCUUCUAAUUUUCGAAUAUGUCAAAACAGUUUGUAAGAAUUUUUUUUUGUCACUAUUGAGAUAAUAAUUCUGAUUCUCAUCCAAAGAAGUUCAUUCACGGAAAGUAUCAGACGUCUCAUCUGUCGGCCCUAAGUGAGAUCGAAUCGUUCGCGAAAACAUGAGAAAAAAACAAACCUAGUGGUCCAACGGAAAUAAUGCUCGUUGAGAGAGAUCUUCCUCGUUUCUCAUUGAUUCGUGUAAUUAGUAUAGGCGAUGCGAUCGGAUCACUCGCAUGUUUAGAGUUCCUCAGGAUCAAAGACAACGAACAGUGGUCGUUCAGAGAAAACUGUCGCGUUGUAAAUAGUGCGUCUCAUGACUUCGUUCUACUCGACUAUUCUUCUCUUAAUCAUUUCAAUCUUAAUAUUGUAUCGUUGAUCGAUCGUGAGCGUGUGUAUGUUUCCAUAUUACGUGUGCGGUACAAUAGUACGAACAUAACUACUAUCGUCUUCGCGUGCAAGAGGAGGAUAUUAACGUUCGGGGUCGGAAAAAAAUGUAUAUGAAACAAAUCCUUUCAUCUUAACAAGGACUGGCUCCCCUAGUUGUUGAGGAUCUCCCGGGAGGAAAUAAAAAAAAUAAAAGGAAAGACAGGAUUCGGCAGAUAACGUUGGGAUUAGGAUGCUGACAGGAUAAAUUAGUGUUCAUGAUGGAUGUUUGGAUACGGAUAAAAUUGGCUGGAAAAAAAUAUUCGACGGAUUAUAUUGAGCGGAUGACUUGGAUCUUUUGACCGGACAAAUAUACUGUACGCCGCGUUCAAUACGGAAUGAUGGAUUUGGAUUAUCGAGGUGUUAAAAAAGCAGAGCGCCGCGUCGUUCAUGCUUCAAUAGGUUUCACGGAUUUAUCGCCUAGGUCGGAUACGGAGAUUUGGACUUGCACUUAGCAGGAUCAAUACAGGAUGUUGUCAGGAUAUCAUUUUUCGGAUAUCACGGAUCGAAAACGGAUGCAAUCACGUGCUCGCUAUAAGGUAUUUUAUAUCAAGUUUAAUAUCUGACAGACCUCUCGAUACACACAUUCUCUGCAUGCAUUCUUUUCAAUAAUACCAAUAGUCCUCUACUACCCUAGUCAAGAUCAAACUCAAUUCCAAUCUAACUCCAACCUAAUUUUGACAGAACCUUAUGCUGACAUUUCGUCGCAACCUAACUAAUGCAGAUCAACUUCAACUCAAUUCUGAUCUGACCUAACUCAACCAUCUUAAUAUAAGUCAAACACUUUUCGCUUUUAUUAUACAAGCAAAUAAGUGCUUAUGAGCUUUCUCAAGCGUUAGGUCAGACUCCUAUAAUUAAUUUCUCUUUAGAAUAACGUUUACAAGAUUAAUUUUAAAAUAACAGAUACAUGUAACUUUGUCUGUCUGAAGAGUUGUUUUAGCGUGUUUACAUUACAAUCACUGGUAUCAGUUAUGUACAGUUUAACAAAAAUUCCUUGCAGUCUUUUUCUCAAAACGAAUAUUCGUUUCCUGAUAAACAGCAUUAAUCCCUCCAUAAUAGUUUCCAGUUGUUCCCUUAAUUAAAUGAUUGGUUAUCGGUCUUGGUUUGUUGCUCUUCGUUGAUGAAGAGGAACUUUACAAAAUUCCUGAUCGUUGAUGUCCAUUCAGGAAGCAGGAAUUAAAACAAUUAAUUGUUCAUCAUUAGUGUUUUUGGAUAUCCUGCACUCCUUUCCUCGAUUAAUGUUUGUUGCUCACAAGUAUCUCUUUUAUAAUUGUAUCAUUAAUAUAACGAUAUCCGUUUCUUCAUGUGUCCUUUUAAGAAUACAAGAGGAGAUUACGUGAGUAUAGACAGAUAGAAUAAUUCCUUCUUUUUAUAAUGUAUGACAAAGAUCAUACAUUGCACAGUAUUUUUCACGAAUUUUCCAAGAAAAGUUUUAUGGUGUCUGUGGUAAUGAAGCUUAAGAAAAAUAUCAACUAUGCUUAUUCGUUUUGUUUAGGUGAGUAACAUGAAACAAAAGAAGAAAAUCUAAUUUUCUAUUAAUCUUCUGUUAGUAGUCCUGUUUAGAUGGUCAGAAGAAGGAUACACUUGUGCUACUUUCGGACACGUAACUGAUUCAGGAAGCUAGCGCUUUGUAAGAUCACUUGAAGUUAUUGUUUUUGAAAGUUUAUUGGACGUAUUUGUUACAGAAAUUCUGUUACAUUAAGCCUUGUAUGCAAAAAAAAUAAUCGUAGAAAUGUUCAAACAGUUACAGGUCAUUUCUGUUUCAAAGAAUUUGCUUAAGUUUUAAUACACUAAAAAUUUAAUGUUACUAUUUUGUAAGCACUUCUGUUCUUUCAUGUAAUGUGAUACGCUUA